Messenger RNA from Solanum verrucosum, 474 nucleotides. RefSeq lists its product as uncharacterized. The coding region runs from base 1 to 474 and encodes 157 amino acids. Gene Ontology annotation, molecular function: zinc ion binding; nucleic acid binding. The transcript has a single exon. NCBI's taxonomy places the organism in Eukaryota, Viridiplantae, Streptophyta, Magnoliopsida, Solanales, Solanaceae. The record is from RefSeq and is a predicted model, not a curated record.
AUGAAUAAGUUUGUGAUGGGAGUGUCUGAAUUAGUGGUCAAUGAGUAUCGUUCUGCAAUACUUAUCCCUAGUAUGAAUAUUUCCCGUCUAAUGGUGCAUGCUCAACAAAUUAAGGAGAUAAAACUUAAAGAAGUGAAUAGGGAAGGGAAAAAAGCUAGAUCCGAUGAUGGGAACUUUCCUAAUCCUAAGUCCAAUAGGGAAGAAUGGACUACGACUAAACCAAGGUAUUCCGGCAAAGGCUCUCCAUAUCCUAAGCCUAGUUGCACCAACUGUGGGAGAAAUCAUUUGGGUAAAUGCCUAGCCUACAUGGAUGGUUGCUAUGGGUGUGGUAAGGAAGGGCACAAGAUGAGAGAUUGCCCGGUUCUUAAGGCUAAGGGAAGAGAGGGUAAGAAAGUUGACUCUAGUGGUGUUGAUGAAGAGCCUCAAAAAAAGAAUAGGUUUUAUGCUAUCCAAUCUAGAGAAGAUCAAGAGUGA